AUGGAAAGUGGAUCUUCCAACAACAGAGGUAAAAAGUACUGCGCCCGAGGUCUUGAGGGCCACACCAAAACCGGUGCCAUCAGCAAAAACAAGAACCGAGCCUCCGCACGCGCAGCAGUUCUUAUGGAACAAUCCAAGCAAUGGAUGAGAAACGAAGUCGACGAGCAAGCCAUUGCAGAUGCUUACAUCAGGGCAUCUACCAGCUCUCAAGAGUGGGCCCAAGACGUUGGCAAACAUGAUGAAGAUGCCGCCCAUGACAUCUACUACAUGGAAGAGGAGGACGGCCUCUAUGCGACUAAUGCUGCGUUCUCCCUAAAAUCCGAAGGUGCCAAUGUCUCAAGUUUUGAGGAACGAAGAAUGGACCAAGUAGAAAGGCCAAGUGGCUUUCACCAACAGCCCUGGGCAAUGGCCGCUUGA
This is a messenger RNA of Cylindrotheca closterium, 417 nucleotides long. The record is from the annotation of a GenBank genome assembly. NCBI's taxonomy places the organism in Eukaryota, Bacillariophyta, Bacillariophyceae, Bacillariales, Bacillariaceae.